CUGAGGACUGGUAGUGGUAGCAUUUUUCCAUUUUGAUUUAGAUUUUAGCAUUGCAGACAAGACGAAGCGAUGGACAUUGGACAUGGGUGAUGAAACUUCAUAAACUUUGGAAAAAUGACUUACAAGAGAAACUCCUUUGUAGCAGUCAAGAGUGAAGAAGGUGGAUUUUAUCUAUGCCAAGUACUGGAAAACAUCCCAGAAAAAACAAAAAGAAAUAAAAAAUACAAAGUUAAAUGGUUAGAAGAAGUAGGAAAAAAUACAUAUAAAAUUUCUUAUGAUGACUUUAUAGAACAACAAUGUAUCAUAGAUGUAGCAAUUUUAAUAAACAGAAAAUCCCACUUGAUUCUCAGCAAGUCUGAGCUUCUUAGGUUAGAAGGUCUGGUCAAAAGUUCCAACACUAUAAAUGUAGAACAAUUUUGGAGUGAAGACGAACUAAAUGAUAAAGAACGGACAGACUUGAAGCAGCAUGAAACACUAGAGGUAGAGGCAGACCCUGAUGAAACGUUGAGUUUGAGUAUUACUAAAAAUUUUGAGAAUGAAGAUGAACUAAAUGGUAGAGAACAGGCAGACUUAAAGCAGCAUGAAACACUAGAGGUAGAGGCAGACCCUGAUGAAACGUUGAGUUUGAGUAUUACUAAAAAUUUAGAGAAUGAAGAUGAACUAAAUGGUAGAGAACAGGCAGACUUAAAGCAGCAUGAAACACUAGAGGUAGAGGCAGACCCUGAUGAAACGUUGAGUUUGAGUAUUACCAAAAAUUUAGAGAAUGAAGAUGAACUAAAUGGUAGAGAACAGGCAGACUUGAAGCAGCAUGAAACACUAGAUGUAGAGGCAGACCUUGAUGAAACUUUGAGUUUGAGUAAUACUAAAAAUUUAGAGAUUGAAGAUGAACUAAAUGGUAGAGAACAGGCAGACUUGAAGCAGCAUGAAACACUAGAGGUAGAGGCAGACCCUGAUGAAACGUUGAGUUUGAGUAUUACCAAAAAUUUAGAGAAUGAAGAUGAACUAAAUGGUAGAGAACAGGCAGACUUGAAGCAGCAUGAAACACUAGAUGUAGAGGCAGACCUUGAUGAAACUUUGAGUUUGAGUAAUACUAAAAAUUUAGAGAUUGAAGAUGAACUAAAUGGUAGAGAACAGGCAGACUUGAAGCAGCAUGAAACACUAGAGGUAGAGGCAGACCCUGAUGAAACGUUGAGUUUGAGUAUUACCAAAAAUUUAGAGAAUGAAGAUGAACUAAAUGGUAGAGAACAGGCAGACUUGAAGCAGCAUGAAACACUAGAUGUAGAGGCAAACCUUGAUGAAACUUUGAGUUUGAGUAAUACUAAGAAUUUAGAGAAUGAAGAUGAACUAAAUGAUAGAGAACAGGCAGACUUGAAGCAGCAUGAAACACUAGAGGUAGAGGCAGACCCUGAUGAAACUUUGAGUUUGAGUAUUACUAAAAAUGUACAGAACGAAGAUAAAGUAAAUGAUAGGGAACAGACAGACUUAAAGCCGUGUGAAACACAAGAGGUGGAGGCACAAAUGAGUAGUACUAAAAAUUUAGAGAAUGAUGAUGAAGUAAAUGAUGGGGAACAGGCAGACUUAAAGCCGUGUGAAACACAAGAGGUGGAGGCACAAACGAGUACUACUAAAAAUUUAGAGAAUGAUGAUGAAGUAAAUGAUGGAGAACAGACAGACUUAAAGCGGCGUAAAACGCUAAAGGUGGCCACACAAAGUAGUGAUGAAAUGAUGAGUAUUAGUAAUGAUUCAGAGUAUCAGCCAGAUUUGGAAGAAGAAAGUUCUCCAUCCUGUAUUUCUGAAUUGUCAUCAUCAGGAGAAGACAGUUUACCAGAUAAAGAAAUGAAUAAAACAAUACAAAAGAGGAAAUACAAAGUACCAAAACAAAGGGGGUGUGAAAUACCAACUAAACGUGGUAGUAAAAUUGCAGUACCAGCUUCUAAAGCAAGCGUGAGCACACGAAAAAAAAAAUUAGAGAAUGAAAAUGAAGUAAAUGAUGGAGAACAGACAAACUUAAAGCGACGUAAAACGCUAGAGGUGGACACACAAAGUAGUGAUGAAAUGAUGAGUAUUAGUAAUGAUUCAGAGUAUCAGCCGGAUUUGGAAGAAGAAAGUUCUCCAUCCUGUAUUUCUGAAUUGUCAUCAUCAGGAGAAGACAGUUUACCAGAUAAAGAAAUUAAUAAAACAAUACAAAAGAGGAAAUACAAAGUAACAAAACAAAGGGUGUGUGAAAUACCAACUAAACGUGGUACUGAUAUUAAAGUACCAAUUUCUAAAGCAAGCGUGAGCACAGGAAAAAAAAAAGUAUACGAUCAAAUACAUUGUUGCUUUUUUUGUGACAAACUUAUUUGUAAGAUGUCACGGCAUCUUGAGCAUUGCCAUGAAAAUGAAAUGGAAGUUGCUAAGAUUUUGGCGUUGCCAAAAAGUUCUUUAUUGCGGAGAAAUGCCUUUAGUGAACUUACUAGAUUGGGGGACUAUCACUAUAAUUGUGAUAUUUUGUCUAAACGAACAGGAGAAUUGAUACUCAUUAGAAGACCAUCAGCCAUUGAAAAAGAAGGAAAAACAUAUUCAGACUAUUUACCAUGUCCCCACUGUCUGGGGUUUUUAUUAAAAAAACACUUAUGGAGUCAUGUGAAAUUCACCUGCCACGCUGCAAAGAAAGAUGAUGACCAUGCAAACAUUGAUAAAAAGAAAGGCUUUCUUUCUCUAAGUAAAGCACUUGUCGGGCAUUUCUUGACCCCCGAAUCCUCACAAAGUUUUUAUGACAACAUCAUAUCGACCUUUAAAAAAAAAGAUGGAAUAAAGGAAAUUUGUUCCGAAGACCCUCUUAUAAUUCGUUUGGGAAUGCUGAUGUUUGAAAAAUUUAAUAAUACAAAGAAUGACCUCAUAAGGCAAAACAUGCGCAGACUUGGGCGUUUGGUUAGCGAGUUCAGGAAGAUAGAUUCAAAGUUUGCAGGUGCCAUGGUUAUUGAUUGCCUUCAACCAAAUAAUUUUGAUUCCUUAAUCCAAGCAGUAAAAAACCUGGCUAUUGUAGAAUUAAAUCAUUCUGAUCGACCAACUAUGAAGAUACCUUCUUUAGCCUUAAAGCUUGGGCACGCCCUACGAAAAUGUGCUGCACUUCAAAGAGGAACGUUUUUGAAAGAAGGAAAUUUAAAAGGAGAACGAACCAUGAAAUCUUUUUUAAGUAUCAUGGACAUUGAAUGGGAAAACAGAAUUUCCUCUACUGCCUUAAUUACCUUCAAAAGGACAAAGCAAAGGAAAGAAGACUUGCUACCUCUAACAUCAGAUUUGAUGAAAAUUAAUUCUUACUUAGAUGGCAAAAUUGAUGUAUAUAUUGGUUUGUUAAAAGACUGUCCAUCGAACGCAAGUUUAUGGCAAAAUCUAGCAAAAGCAACUUUGGCUAGAAUCAUGAUGUUUAAUAAAAAAAGGUCAGGAGAAGUCUCCAAAAUGAAAAUUAAAGAUUUUACUGAAAGGAGAAAUUAUCAUGGUGAAAACUCUGAAGAAAUUAUAAAGUCAUUUUCGGAUCUGGAGAAAAAGCUUAUGAAUGUCAUGACACUGAUUUACAUUGUUGGCAAACGAGAGAAUGAUGUGCCAGUUUUACUAACUAGUGAAAUGAAGAAAGCCAUUGAUGUUUUGUUGUUAUAUAGAAAAAACAUAUCAGUCAUUAAAUCUAGCAAUGAAUAUAUGUUUCCUAAUUUGAAUUCAGAUAGACAUCAAAGAGGGCACGAUGUAAUAAGGGCUUUUUGCCAGGAAUUGGACCUACAGAAACCUCACUUAAUUACCAGCACCAAAUUAAGAAAAUAUAUUGCCACAGUUACCCAAGUAGUAAACUUGACAGAAAAUGAAAGUGAUUGGCUGGCCCGACAUUUAGGUCACAACAUCAGAGUUCACAGAGAGUAUUAUAGGAUGCAAGAGUCAGCUGUUGAACUGACCAAAGUCAGUAGACUGCUUUUAGCCGUUGACGAAGGAAGAAUAAGUGAAUUUAGUGGGCAGAAACUUGACGAAAUCAACCUUGAAGAUCUUCCAAAUCUUCCUUCAGAAGCAGAAAGUGAGGAAGAUAUUGACCAACCACUAACCGGCCCAAAUGAAAAUUUCCCAAACCUUUCUUCUGAAGGCGAAAGUGAAGACAUUGACAAAGCAAGUACCGUCCAGAAAAAACGCUCAAAACGCAAAUCCUUGGAAAACAGACAUAAACCGAAUUUGAAAACUUCUACAAAAACAAAUCCUAGCAACAACAAAGCCACAAGGAAUGUGUGGCCGGACAACGAACGGUGCCUGUUACUGCAGCACUUCAAACAAGUCAUCAAGAGAGGUAAUGUGCCAGGCAAACUCGAAUGUCAGGAAUUUAUAGACGCAAAUAAGAGCAAUCCCUUUUUUCACUCUAUUCAGUGGAAAGAUGUUAAAUAUAGGGUAUAUAACCAAAUACAAAAAGUGAAACCAAAAAGGGUAUAAUGUAGACCUACAUUGUUAAAAAAAACUAGGGUGUUAUUGUUUUCAAAUUUUUAAUGAAAUGUUACGGUAUUAAUAACUGUAAAUAAUGUUCAGAAACAUUCCAUGAAGAAAUUUUUAUUAGAAGCCUACAUUAGCUAUAUCCACACUUGUGCAUUUUAAAUUCAACAUUCAAAUCAACAUGCAUCAACGCAAGCAUGCCCCUUGAGGCAUGCAUUUUAGCUGUAUACACUCAUACAUCACUUUCCUCACUUUCUUGAUACCUUUUCUUAAUUAGAUGAAGACAACGCUAAACUGAUAGUAGGGAUGGUACGGAAUAUUUAGUGUUAGUAAAAGUUCCAAAACGUAAGAAAUCAUUGUGGACAAUGCCAAUAAAGAAAAACUCAACAUUUUCAUAUUUUAUUUAUUUAUUAAUUAAAUUGUAAUGUCGAUUAUUUUAAUUUAAUUUUUAUUACUCCGUAUGCCCUCUAACAUAAAUUUGAGCGAUAAUCUUCCAUGCGUUUUGAGGUUUCUUAGUUAUUCAAUAUGCUUUAAACAACUACAACACGGAAUACUUGUCAAAUAUGUAAAGCCGUUGUAAGUUGAAACGCUAAAAAAUCAAGGGCUAGUGGAUUGUCCAUAGGGCUGUGCGCUAUGGAAUAGAACUCCUUCCGGCUCAUUUCGGGCAUCCCUUGACUCAUGCAUCAAUUGAGUCCCUCUGCCUCAGGGCAUGCAUUAAAAGACAUGCGCACGAGUGUGGACAUGGCUAAUAGGAUUAAAUUUUAAUCGGUUCUUGGUCACCAUGACUGAAUGUGCCUGAUGGUUCCAUCGUGCCUUAGUUUGAGCCUAAUCUUGUUCUUGCUAAGUUGCAAUUUAUGUUUUUACUGUAUUAUGGAAUAUUCUACCAAAAGAAAUCAAAGUGACUUUGAUAGCGUUAAGAAUCUAUCAGAUAGUGAUUUUAUGAUUUUUUGGUCAUAUUAUAAAAACUUCAUUUAUUAAAAAAAAAUUAGCUAGUUUUUUACAUUUGUAUGGCUGAAUUUUUUAUGGUGAGUUUUUAAAUUCUUCCCACACAUUUUUUACAACUCACAUUAUGAAACUUAAGAGUAGUAGGCUACAAUUGUUGGCAUAUGUAUUCUAUUAUAACUUUUUUAUCAGAUUUAUUUUGUUAAAUGAGGCUUGUCUAGUCAUUAAUAGAGUCAACCCCAUCUACAGUACCAAAGUUAUUAAAAUAAGAAUUUUUUAUUGACUCCUGCCUCAUUUAUAUUACAUAAAGUAUUUGACUUAACCGUGUUUUGUGUUUAUUUGUGAAUUUUCUAUCAAUUUAAACAAAGGAGAUAAUUGUAGUUUACUUAAUAAAUAAUAAUGUAAUUACAACUUCAAAAUAAUGGGGUUGUCCGUUUUGGGGUUGACUGUUUUAACCAACCUUUUUGAGUUAUCUGACUUAGGCCCGGUCCGGUCCCAUUAAUAUAUUGCAUUAUAAUGUUUACAUAGGCCUAGUAAUUGUUUUUAUCAUAUUUACAUUCUUGUUAAGGAGUCUCUAUUCAGGGACAGACUGAAAUUUUGUUAUACUAUCCUCUAGUUAUUGUUUGUUAUUAAAUGUAAUUUGUAUACUCAUAUUGUUCUAAUGUUUUUGUUGUUGUAGGUGUAAGAUAUUGUUCCUUGUUUUUUAUAAAUAGUGCAAUAUGAAUUUUGAAAAGUUCCUUUUUAUAGUAUACCGUACUCAUAUUGUACAAAUAAUCUCGUAGUUAAGGUGAAAGAUAUUGUUCCUUGUUUUGUACAAAUAGUACAAUAUGAAUUUUAAAAAGUUCCUUUUUUUUAGUUUUAUGUAACAGUAACAGUAUUAUUACUCGUGUUGUGUUGAAUAUGAAUUAUGAAUUUUAUAAAGUUCUUUGAUUUUGUAGUUAAGUGUGUAACAGAGUGUCACCCAUGUUGGGUUAAAGGCUAUAGGCCCUAAUAUGAAUUUAUAAAAUAUAUAUUAAAAUCAUGCAUAAAGCUGUUCUCCUGUUAUAUUUGAGUA
Molecule: messenger RNA, 6439 nt
Organism: Macrosteles quadrilineatus (aster leafhopper)
Lineage: Eukaryota; Metazoa; Arthropoda; Insecta; Hemiptera; Cicadellidae
Product: titin homolog
Exons: 6
Coding region: 115-4446 (1443 amino acids)
Biological process (GO): DNA recombination; DNA integration
Molecular function (GO): DNA binding
Source: RefSeq, a predicted model, not a curated record